This is a messenger RNA of Alternaria viburni, 255 nucleotides long. RefSeq lists its product as uncharacterized. Lineage: Eukaryota; Fungi; Ascomycota; Dothideomycetes; Pleosporales; Pleosporaceae. The coding region runs from base 1 to 255 and encodes 84 amino acids. The record is from RefSeq and is a predicted model, not a curated record. The transcript has 2 exons.
AUGGCACCGCAAGCGCCCACCACCGGUUCGGGUAGCACUUUCGGCGAGGCCCGGGGUACCGUCGGCGCAUGCCGUGCCGAGCUUGCGAGGUUCGUGGGUGUGCUUGUGCCUGUGGUAUGCGAGCCCGCUCUCGUAUAUCCUUCUACAUCGGACGAGUCUGGUGUUGUAGGCCUCGAGGUUGGACGGCUGAACGCGGGGCGAAGUAGCGAGGUAAGUGAUGGAGAUGGCGGUAGCGGAGUCGGGGGUCUGUUGUAG